AUGACGUGUCCGGUUUCAUGUAUUACCACUUGGUUUUCCGGACAAGGGGCUCCUGAGAAUCACUUGGUGCAAAAGAUUCCAGAGCUGGUGUUGAGAGCUGGACAGCCAGAUUUGCCUUUCUUUUUUUCCUGGGCCAAUGAGCCUUGGACACGUCGAUGGACAGGAUUGGAGGACGUGUUGACUGCACAGACUUAUGGUGACGAGCAAGAGUCAAGACAGCAUUUCCAGUUUUUGCUUUCUUUCUUCAGACGUCCCAAGUAUUUGCGAAUCAAUGGAGCCGCAGUUUUUGCAACCGACUUGGUCACAACGUGGCACGGGCUGGAAGAAGGUGUGCGGCGCCAGUUGGCGAGGCAAGACGGGUUUCAUGAGCACUUGCUACAAACCAUCGGGACCUCCUACCAUGUGGACCGACAGCCACCGGACUCUGUGACCGGAGAACGUGGCUUGCUCUCCGCCGGUACGAAUAAUGGCGUUAAUGGCGUCAAGGCGGCCCCAAAAAGGGUGCUGAGGUCUCCUGGUUUGGCCGGGGUGACGAGGUGCGGCGAUCCGGAUGCCGAAGCAGCCAGUCGGUCCAUUAGACCCGAGCUGGAAGGCGUUUCGGUGGAAGGGCGUUCGUCUUCUCCAACCGGGUGUUUUGGGGGUGGGUGCCCGAGUUUGCCCGAGGCUCUCAGAGCUUUUCUGGAUCCCAAGGUCCUCAAGAAGGCCUUGGCCGAGCAGCGCCUGGAGGGUCCGGGCACCUUAGCCUGGCGACAGCUGCGCAGCCAGGAGGGCCGUGGAAGCUGGGCACGCGGCGAAGGUGUGUCGAUCAGGAUCACCCAGAGAGGCUCGGGGGUGAAGAGGUCGCCCCGCUGGGCGACGCCAUGCCUGUGCCAGACGCCGAAGGUGUUGCGAGGUGGAGCAGCAGAUGAGAGGCCCUCGGCCGAGGAGCUGGCCUUAGGCGGAAUCAGUUUCAAGGACCUCAUGACCUCCUCCGUGCAGUUUGAAACGCCGGAGCGCCCCAGCAAGAUGAGGACCAGGGUCUUGAGGAAAGCCGCCUCCAACGCCAGCACCGAGGACACUCGCAGUGAUGGUUCCAGCGAGGAGGUCACGCGGAAAGAGGUUGAUGACCAUGGCCCUGUUGCUACGAAAGAUGCCAAGGGCACCGCCAAGGGUGGGAACAGCAGCGCAACCCAAGGCGCAGCUGUGAAGGGUGCGGGCAACACCAUGGCCAGGCGCACCAGCAAGGGUGAAGGCAAAUGUGCCACCAGAGUCCCUACCCAAACAGCCGGGGGUGUGGGCAUCACUAUGGCCAAGGGCACUACCAAGGGCCAAGGCAUCAGCGCAAGCAGAGCCACCAAAGUUGGCAAGGGUGUCGGUGUCGGCAACACUGUGGCCAAGGGCACCGCCAAGGGUGGGAACAGCAGCGCAACCCCAGGCACAGCUGCCAGGGGUUCAAUCAAUACCACGGCCAAGAGCACCAUCAAGGGCGAAGGGAACAGCACAACCAGAGCCCGUACAAGUACUAAAGUCAGCAAGGGUGCAGGCAACACUGUGGCCAAGGGCACUGCCAAGGGUGAGAGCAGCAGCGCAACUCAACGCGCAGCUGCCAGUGUUGCAGGCAACACCACAGCAAAGGGUGCCAUGAAGGGCGAAGGGAACAGUGCAACAAGAGCCCCAACCAAAGCUGCCAGGAGUGUAGGCAUCACUACGGCCAAGGGCACCACCAAGGGCCAAGGCCAUAGCCAUACCACAGCCCUUACCAAAGUUGGCAAGGGUGGAGGCAAGUUGACCGCGAGCGCCGGCGCUGGCGCCUCGGCGCUGGGGUGUUCACACCGUGUGUCGGUGUUGGCCCUCAGCGCCGGAACGCAGCGGCUGCCUUCGCCCACACGGCAGCUGGACGCAGCGAAGCCAGGACUCCUUGGCCGCCCGUUGCGGUGCACAAAGCAGAAGGUGUUCCCGGCCCCAGAGUUCUGCGUCGAAGAGGAACUCCCGGCGAAGUCGGUCUUCCUCUUUGGGGACUUCGGAGGAUCUGAGUGA
Durusdinium trenchii is the source of this 2016-nucleotide messenger RNA. Lineage: Eukaryota; Dinophyceae; Suessiales; Symbiodiniaceae. The record is from the annotation of a GenBank genome assembly.